Messenger RNA from Myzus persicae (green peach aphid), 1704 nucleotides. It is a transcript of the gene Alg3, whose product is annotated as lethal(2)neighbour of Tid protein. Gene Ontology annotation, cellular component: endoplasmic reticulum. Gene Ontology annotation, molecular function: dol-P-Man:Man(5)GlcNAc(2)-PP-Dol alpha-1,3-mannosyltransferase activity. Lineage: Eukaryota; Metazoa; Arthropoda; Insecta; Hemiptera; Aphididae. The transcript has a single exon. The record is from RefSeq and is a predicted model, not a curated record. Bases 200 to 1477 code for a protein of 425 amino acids.
CGCUAGCUUAGCUGCAGCUUUUGCCAGCUACACACUGUUAUACUCUAUGAUAACGAUUUAUAAUAAUAAUAUAAUAUGUGUUCGGUAACAUCAUAUAAUUAUUACUUAUUAUUCUAGUUUCAUUUAUUACUGUAUAAGUAUAUACAUAUACUUUAUUUUAAACAAAUAUAGAUUUAAGACGAAUAAUCGUAUUAUUAAUAUGUGGAAAAAAUGUAUAAAAACUGUAAAAACUCACGGAACGCUGGAAAACAUCAAGUCGUACUUGUUCGAUCCUUCGUACACAUCCUCGAUCAAAUGGAUAGUCAUUACCAUCGAAUUUGUGCUAAACUUGUAUAUUAUACAAACGGUCAAGUACACAGAAAUUGACUGGAAGGCGUACAUGCAAGAAGUAGAAGGUGUCGUGGUAAAUGGUACAUUUGAUUACGGAAAACUGAAAGGAGACACUGGACCAUUGGUGUAUCCAGCCGGGUUUGUGUAUGUAUUCUCCAUGCUGUAUUACUUGACCGCAUUUGGUAAGAACAUCAGAGUCGGCCAAUACAUAUUCAUGUUACUAUAUUUGGUCAACAUAUACUUGGUGUUCAAAAUACACGAACGCAGUAAAAAAGUACCACCGUUUGUUAUGUUACUACAGUGCUUUUCGUCAUAUCGUAUCCAUUCAAUAUACGUAUUACGACUAUUCAACGAUCCAAUCGCCGUGAUACUACUCUACUUAUCCGUUUACAUGUUUCUAAAGAACAAAUGGGUGGUUGGCAGUAUAGUCUACAGUUUGGCUGUUUCGAUCAAAAUGAACAUCCUACUCUAUUCCCCUGUACUGCUAAUAGCAUAUAUCACAAAAUUUGGCAUCCGAGGAACAAUCAAACACAUUACUUAUUGCGCUCUAGUACAGUUACUGUUGGGCUUGCCAUUUUUAAUCAAUAAUCCUAUAAAUUAUGUUCAGGGUGCAUUUGAUAUAUCUAGAGUAUUUGUGUAUAAAUGGUCGGUGAAUUGGAAAUUCGUCCCACCCAACAUUUUUGUGAGUGGAUAUUUUCAUACUCUUUUACUGGCCAUACACCUCACAGUGUUGUUAUGUUUUACUGCCACUUGGAUAAAAUAUUUGAACUCCUAUGCCAAAAUGAAACAAAUUGAACACGACUUAAAACCUCAGCUGAAGAAGAAGAAAAUCAACAUCAACAUGGAUAUCAGCGCAAAUUUAUUUUUGUUGCCUAUGUUUUCAGCCAAUUUUAUCGGAAUAAUGUUCAGCCGCUCAUUACACUAUCAAUUUUAUGUAUGGUAUUACCAUACCUUGCCGUUUCUAUUAUGGUCAACACCUUACGGAAAUAAGUUCAGACUAAUUGUACUGGGCCUCAUAGAAAUAUGUUGGAAUACAUUUCCUGCAACAGCAUUUAGCAGUGCUCUACUACAUGUUUGCCAUUGUAUUAUUCUGUAUGGAUUACAUAGGUACAGGUAUAGAUAUGGAUCUAUAAAAAAAAAUAGGUAGUGAAAUUAUAUUAUAUUUCAAUAUUACAAUUGUAAACCAAUAAUUUUAUUUUUCAUUGCAUUCUAAUUUAAGCUUCCCUUUUUUUGUGUAGUAUUGAAUCCGAUUUUCUAAACUCGCUGAAAAAGAAAAAAAAUUGUUCUCAAUUAUGUUUAGUAGUUAUUGGGGUAGUUAUGCUUGUACACUAAAUUGAAUAAACCUUAUUACAUCUAGAUACAUUUUUAUAAUAA